AUGGACCUCACUCUCUUCCCCUUCGACUCUCAGAUCUGUCAAAUGAUCAUCGCAUCUAAAGACAUCAUUACCAACGUCGUGCUCAUUCCAGGGGUCUUCAUUCGCCGGGCCGAGGAUCGACCACUGUCUUGGGACCUCACCAGUUUGGUCGCCGAGUCACGCUCGAGAGAGAAUCGAGCCGGCGAUCACGCGGUCUCCGAUCUGUUGGUGAUAAUACACCUGGAGCGACUUCCUAAUCACUAUGUUUACACCAUCAUUCUCCCCGUCACGCUUAUCAACGCCAUUGGCAUCUGGACCUUCUUCAUCCCUCUCAAGAGUGGUGAGCGCGUAACAACUUGCAUCUCGGUGGUUCUUGGUGUCACCGUCUUUCAGAUCUAA
This is a messenger RNA of Strongylocentrotus purpuratus (purple sea urchin), 378 nucleotides long. RefSeq names its product neuronal acetylcholine receptor subunit alpha-3-like. Gene Ontology annotation, cellular component: neuron projection; synapse; membrane. The record is from RefSeq and is a predicted model, not a curated record. Lineage: Eukaryota; Metazoa; Echinodermata; Echinoidea; Camarodonta; Strongylocentrotidae. The transcript has 2 exons. The coding region runs from base 1 to 378 and encodes 125 amino acids. Gene Ontology annotation, molecular function: neurotransmitter receptor activity; transmembrane signaling receptor activity; extracellular ligand-gated monoatomic ion channel activity. Gene Ontology annotation, biological process: regulation of membrane potential; signal transduction; nervous system process.